Molecule: messenger RNA, 3170 nt
Organism: Macrosteles quadrilineatus (aster leafhopper)
Lineage: Eukaryota; Metazoa; Arthropoda; Insecta; Hemiptera; Cicadellidae
Product: kallikrein-11-like
Exons: 11
Coding region: 134-1705 (523 amino acids)
Biological process (GO): proteolysis
Molecular function (GO): serine-type endopeptidase activity
Source: RefSeq, a predicted model, not a curated record
CGCUGCAGCGCUGUAGUCGCAGGUAGUUGGAAUCAGUCACUGCGCGCGCGCCCAUGUGCGAACAUCAGCUGUUAGAUUCUGUCACAGAACACUUGUGCGAAAUGUGAAAAAAAUGGUUACAUGAAGAGACAAAAUGAUCAACCGGAAACCGAGCCUGAACGCAGCUGUUUGGCUUAACUUCCUGUUGGUAUCAACAAUGGCUGUGGAACAACAGCUGAGCAACAAUCAGGAUUCAGACUUGACAAGUUUCCGAAAUCUGACUAUGAACGAUACUUCCACAGACAAGACUUUAAGCAUGGACCUCAGUACAGAUGACUCGCCCCGCCUGGAGUUGUAUGGAGGAUGGGGGCCGUGGACCAAAUGUAGACCUCACUCUUGUACCCAGAAUCGGAGCAAACAUUGCAAAUCGGGGGCCAAUUGUAGCGGAGUCAUACUCAAGGAAGAGCGACCUUGUAAAAUCUACACAAAUUCCCAAAGAAAAUAUUGUGACAGAAGUAAUCGGGGAAGAAGAAAACAUCGUCACAAGAAACGCAGACCGCCCUUUCAUGUGGUGGUGAACAGCCCUCGUAAGUCCGUCCAGAAGAUCGGAGCCCGCAGUGGAGACCUGCUGGGCCGAGGGGAAGAGGGAGAUGGUUCGGACAACGAGUUGUCGCUACGCGGAGAAUACAAGAAAGCUUACAGUAAAUGGAGCCGAUGGACAACUUGUACCAGGUCUUGUACUACCCAGCGAUACAGGUGGUGCAAGAGACCUGUUGUCUGUGGAAAGGAUGUGAUAAGGGAAACAGCAUUCUGCUAUCAAGAAGGUUCUCAAUGUCACACCAUACACAAGGAUAUGAUGAGGAGGGGUACAGACGACAACAGUGUCUACAGUGACAAAAACGACAUUGGUGGCCGAGCUUACAGCAUUGCGCCAGCAUCGGCGAAUCCUCGGGUCAGCCAAGGGGUGUGUGGUUUCGGGCGGAACACUACCAGGGGGUAUGCAGCCAAUAUGUUGCGUAUCAUAGGAGGGCGAGACGCAUACCCUGGAAGCUGGCCGUGGCAGGUCGCUGUGCUUAACAGGUUCAAGGAAGCCUUCUGUGGGGGAACUCUGAUAGCCUCCCAGUGGGUGUUGACAGCGGCCCAUUGUGUUCGGAAGAGACUGUACGUCCGACUUGGAGAACACGACUUGGCCGAGAGGGAUGGCACGGAACUUGAAAUGAGGGUAGAAUAUGCAGUCACUCACCCCGAUUACAACAUGGACACAGUAGACAACGAUUUGGCAUUGCUACACUUGCCGUUCCCCGCGACUCAAGACCCUCAACACAACAUUGCGUGUUUACCUCGUGCACGACAACCCCUCCCCGCACGACGUCUCUGCACGAUCAUAGGCUGGGGCAAGAGACGAACUUCCGAUAUGUUUGGAACAGAUGUUCUGCAAGAAGCUCAGGUGCCCAUAGUGACCAACGAGGAGUGUCGCAAGGUCUACCAAGACUACCACAUCACGGGCAACAUGUUCUGCGCGGGAGACAGACGGGGCAGGAUGGAUUCCUGCGCAGGAGACUCCGGGGGUCCGCUACUGUGUCACUUGGCGGGGCGUUGGAUGGUUUUCGGCAUCACCAGCUUCGGGGAAGGCUGUGGCAAGCGGGGCAAAUAUGGUAUCUACACCAGACUGCCCAACUACGUCCGAUGGGUUCACAGGGUGAUGAAAACAUACACUACUGUGUGAAAGAUGUGAAGUGCAAUAGCCACUGUAUAGCUAAGGGUUGGGGUUGGAGGAAGAGUGGAUAGAAUGAAUAAUCUUUGACUUUUGAUUUGUGGAGUGCACUUCAUUCAUUGGGUUUAACCACUGAUGAUGGAGCUGCAGUGCAACUUCAAAACCUCAGUAUUCAUCAAAUACAGCUAGAAGACAUGGUCCAGCACAGAAGACAACCAUAGUAUAAAUCUGGAGAUCUGAAUCCAUUCAGUCUAAAUUUUUGUCUCAGUGAUUUUUCAAUUAUUGUUUUUGUUACAGUAAUUCAAACUCUAACUAUAAAUCAGUAGAUAAGCAAGAGUGUUGUGGGAAGAAUUCAUACACUGCAGAUCAACCUCUAGCGUUAUUGAAUAUUUUCAUUUAUCUGGAAUAAUUGUCUGAUUAAAACUUUUACCAUUUACCUUACAUUUAUUAUAGUUCAGGUGAUGAGUUUAUGGCUCAGUCGGCAUCACCACAGACUUCGGACCCAACCCAAGGCAGCGAUGUCGUGGUUUCUGAUCCUUGUAACUACACUUUAUCAGUACAGUACACCCUUUUACUGUACGGGCUCACCUCUUGCUUUGCUGGGGACGCUCUACAAACAGUUCCGUAGUGUACAGGACAAAGGAUAAACUAACCAACACAUUGUAAACAGAUAAUAAAAUAAAGUUCACAUCAGGAACAAGAUUUGAUCAAAUCACAAAAGUUCAAAUCUAUCAUUACUGCGUUCAGUAAAGCAGAAGUUUUAUGAGACAAAAAGUAUUUUUAUUUCCAAAGUGAUUGUACCCAUUCCCUCCUCCCAGAUACAUCACUUGAAGCUGUUGAUGCUUAUCAUACUAUUGUUCUUCAGUGCCAUGUACAGUGUAGUUUCGUUUGGUCUGUGAUCUUGUCCUUAGUUAUUCUUCAUUGUUAUUUGUGUUUGUAAUGCUAAUAAUGUAAUAUUGAAGUGUCAAAAAGCCCUUGUCAAGAGAUUGAACAACAUUUACUCAGGAAAUGCAAACAAAUAUUUUGGGGCUGUUACUUGAACAAUAGUUGUUGCCCAUUGUGUUGAAACGAACGUAAGCGAAUAAUUUUGAAUUUUUUACUUUAUACUGAAGUUUGUCACUUAUAGUUGUCAAUAAUCUAUAGUAUUAGAAAGGACCUCAUUCACUGUAUGUAUCAGCAGAACUUUAAAAUAAUUUUGUACCACGGUUAAUUUUUUUUUUACUUUCUAAAUCCUAAAAUAAAAAAAUUGAAGUAAACUGUUAAGUAUUCAUACCAGAAAUUUUCAGUAUUUUUGAGUUUUCACUAUUGCUUCAAUAAUUCAUUGAAGAGUAUUUGUAUUAUAUUUUUAAUACACAGCAUUCUUUUAGAAAAACUGUUCUUAGAAAUUACUGUAUACUACCCGAAAGAUACUGUAAGAAAAUAACACAAAAUAACAAAUUAUAGUAGUUUAGUAUAGUAAAACAUGUAUAUAGUCUUA